AUGAACGAGAAUGUCGAAAUAACUUGUAACAAAUGGAAACCAUUGAAAAUGGUCAUCAAAUUUCCACCACUACACUCCAAAUCAUUCUCCCCUCCAACUUUAACAUGCCCCACCGCAGCCACCGACACCAAACUACAGGCUUGCAGUGCGUACGGUGGUGGAGUCUGCGGGCUGCAGUGUAGAGUGGAAAACAUGUCCCGUGGGAGAGGUGUGGGAGUCAUUUCGAUUGAAUCUGGAGAAUCAUCGUUGUCGUGUUUCAUUCAUUUCAGCAUUAACCUCGCUAUCCUCACCUCAUACCGAUUUAUACCGAACUGUCAUCUCCAUCAAAAUCUGCCAUUCUACAUCAUCUGA
Molecule: messenger RNA, 351 nt
Organism: Helobdella robusta
Lineage: Eukaryota; Metazoa; Annelida; Clitellata; Rhynchobdellida; Glossiphoniidae
Exons: 3
Coding region: 1-351 (116 amino acids)
Source: RefSeq, a predicted model, not a curated record